Messenger RNA from Hyalella azteca, 1247 nucleotides. RefSeq lists its product as uncharacterized. The transcript has 4 exons. The record is from RefSeq and is a predicted model, not a curated record. Lineage: Eukaryota; Metazoa; Arthropoda; Malacostraca; Amphipoda; Hyalellidae. Gene Ontology annotation, cellular component: membrane. The coding region runs from base 215 to 694 and encodes 159 amino acids. Gene Ontology annotation, biological process: mitochondrial respiratory chain complex I assembly.
ACUAAAAGGCGGAUCGUGGGUAAGAUGACUUAGAUGAGCGACAGCGAUUCUAGUACUAGGUAGUAGGAAUUUAGGAAAACAUUGAGAGAAUUAAAACCAAUUAUAAUAAAAGAGAGAGUAAGAAAGGACUAGUAGCUGUAGGAAUUGGCUUGAUUACUGCCUGCCUAAAAUUUAAUAUCCUAGUGCUCAGUUUUUUUAUCCUAAGUCAUAAGUGAUGUCACGUCCCGUCCCACCGCCUAGAAGGGUUUGGUAUAAAGUUUACCAAAAUUUUCUAAAAUCGUUGUCAUUUGGAUACGUAAGAGCUUCAUCAGAAGGUGGGGGUAAAUACAUAGGAGAAGAUUACAUGGGCAACAAAUACUUUGAAAAACCUGCUGAUCCAGAACGUGGCCGCUCUCUACCUACUCGCUACUUUGAAGUUCUUGAUCGUAGCAAUUACCAAAAGGAAAAUCUUCCCACUGAAUGGGACUCUUGGCUGCGGCAUCGGAGGCGCGUGCCUCCCACAGAAGAAGAAAUUAAGCGCAAUUUGCAGAUUGCUCUCAUGAAGAAGAAAAAUGCAGAUGCUGAUGCCAUCAGGCGAGGCCUUCCCCCAACCAGUGAAGCACCAAAGCACCUGGGCCUCAACUAUCCGGUCUAUGAAGAGUAUGAGAGCAACCCUGGACAGCAACCCAAAAAUUUACUCAAGGAUGACAAGUGAAUAUAGGUACUGUGUUUUUAUGAUGGAGUAACCCAAUGUUGUGGCAGCAGUGCCUCGUUGAAAAUUACACAUGAAAUAAUUAGCAUCAAAGUCAUUUGUUCAUAACUGUUCAUGCAUGUCAAUGCCUUGCUGACGACAUGUAUGAAAAGUUGAAUCUACUUUUUUAGAAGCAGCUUAAUAUCUAGAACUCGCUGUUUCUAGCUUUUAUGUCACUCGUAAAUAAAACUUUUAUUCCAGGGGUGGAAAUAUGCCUCAUUUGUUGAAGACAUUAUUGGUAUUACUUGCUAUAAAAAAAUUCCUAGUGUCAGUAAUGGGACUAUUUUCAUAUUGCAGUGUAACUUUAAUAUGUAUUGUUUUUAAUCGUACCCUAUUCAUUUUUAUUUCUCCUCUAAAAAUUUGUAAUUCAAUGUAAGGAAACAAUCUAAUUUAUCACAUUUGACUGUUGAAAUAUUAUUUUCAACGUGUUAAUCCUUUGUAUGGUAUCUAUGUACUGAAAUCGACGAGCAGUGUACAUUGUAGAUAUUUAUGGAAGAAAUAUAAACUUACGUGCCCA